This is a messenger RNA of Chelmon rostratus (copperband butterflyfish), 1057 nucleotides long. Its product is annotated as cilia- and flagella-associated protein 251-like. NCBI's taxonomy places the organism in Eukaryota, Metazoa, Chordata, Actinopteri, Chaetodontiformes, Chaetodontidae. The transcript has 2 exons. The record is from RefSeq and is a predicted model, not a curated record. The coding region runs from base 11 to 1057 and encodes 348 amino acids.
AGCAAAUGAAAUGGAUGAGGAGGAUGAAAUUGACGAAGAGGAGGAUGAAGAAAAAGAAAAAAACAAAGUUAACGAACACAAGGUGGAGAAUAACAUAAAGGAGGAGCAGGAAAAAGAUGUACCCAAGGAAGAUCAGGACAAAGAAGUCGACCAGGAGGAGGAGCAUAUAUACAUAGACAAAGAGGAAGAGUUCAACAAAGACUGGGAAGAGAAAGAAGUAAACAAAGAGGACGAAGAGGAGAACAAAGAAGCAGAUGAGAAGGAGGACAAAGUAGACAAGGAGGUGAAAAGUGAAGAACUAGAGGAAGAGGAUAGUGUAGAUACAGGGGAGGUGGGUGAAGAUGUAGAAGAAGAGGAAGAGGAAGAAGCGGAUAGGGGGGAAGAAGCAGACAUAGACCAGGAUGAGGAAGUGUACAACAAAGAUGAGAACAAUAAAGAAGUACACUGGGAGGAUGAUGAUCAAGUAAAUGAGAAAGACAAAAAUAAUGAAAAGGACAAAAAAGGGGAAGAUGAGGAUGAAGAGGCAGAGGAAAUAGAUGAAGACGAGCAUGAAGAAGUAUACGAGGAGGAGCCUUGCAAAGAAGGUGAUGAACGACAGAAGAUGAUGGUCAAAACAGAGGAGGACAAGGAGCAUAAGAGAAUUUCUGAGAAAGGGGAGGACAACAGAGUAGAAGAAGUAAAGAAACAAAUCAAACACAAACCUGCCGUCCCACUCCAUCUGCAGUUCCAUAAACUCUUCACUUCCUUCUCCUCCUGGAAACAGUCAUGGAUGGUGGCGGUAGCUCACAGAGUAGGAGAUGAAGAUGAAAAUGAAGAUGAAAUGGAGGAGGAGGGGGAACAGGGGGAGAAAGAGGAGUGGCGAGCUUGGAAAGAUUCUUGGAGAAUUUGUCGCUGGAAGAAGCCAGAUGAGGAUGAGGUGGUGUGUUUCUCCACCAAGCAUGGGAGUCAGAGAUGUAGGGGACUGAUGCAUGAAAAGCAAGAUCUCGAGCAGCAGUUCAUGAUGGAGGUGGACACAUCAGAUUCAGGAGUUGGUGCUGUUCUCUCCCAGCGCCUGUGA